Annulohypoxylon maeteangense is the source of this 4702-nucleotide messenger RNA. RefSeq names its product Rxt3-domain-containing protein. NCBI's taxonomy places the organism in Eukaryota, Fungi, Ascomycota, Sordariomycetes, Xylariales, Hypoxylaceae. Bases 559 to 4203 code for a protein of 1214 amino acids. The record is from RefSeq and is a predicted model, not a curated record. The transcript is spliced from 3 exons.
CUCAAUUUGAAAAUACCUACCAAGAUACCUACCAAGAUAGAUUUUCCCAUUCCUCUACGGCUUUUUCUUCUUGCGCUACUUUGAUUUAUCCGUCCGCCUCAAACUACUUACCAUACUCUCGUAACAAAUAGGAAGAGAGGUAUAUCUCUUGUUGACGUAGCCAUACUCUUUCACCUACCUAUUUUGUUUUCUUCCUCUUUGGUUCGUUUUACCUACCGUAUCCUUAUGAGGAAAAGCGCGUAUCGAGCCAAAUACACACACACACACACACACACACCAGUGGCAGUGAGAGAAUCGGGAGAGAGGAGAAGCGAAGAGAAGAGAGAAGAGAGGGAAGAAAAGAAAGAAGGGAGAAGGGAGAAUAGAGAAGAAGAAGAGGGGAUUAGAAAUCUCCAUCUAAUUCCUUUUCUUUAUCAUAUUCCGAGACGGUGAAUAUCUGGAUUACUUUGGUAGUGCCGGUACUAGACCUAUCUAUCUACCUACCCUUACUGCAUCGUCCCCAUCUAGGAUACCUACUACCUAAGCACUAGGUGGGUAAGAAAAACUUGUUGGGCGGCCAUGGAUUCUCGACAGCCGCCACAACUCCCUUUUGCUCGUAACGCCGCUGCAUCGCCACCAGUUUAUGCACGAUCGCCCUUCCCACCCGCGUCUAGCUCAGCUUCGACAGCGACAACAUCGUCACCCUUUCAUCCCUCGAAUCCUGCGUCUGCAAGUCCUGCUGCGUACGGCGAACAUCAGCGACGACCAUCAGACACGAGCCCUUUCUACCCGCAAUCAAGGCCACCACCAUCUUAUGCGCCAGAACCGACCUCACACCCUACACCAAGUCAUUCGCGACACCCAAGCUCAUCGUCAAUUAAUGUCCCCCUGACCCGUAAUAUGCCUCCCCCCUCACCUCCUCAGCAUCAGAAUCAAAAACCGCAGGCUCCUCAUCCUGCGCAUCAGAUGGGUCACUAUGGCGGUCCACCUGCGCCAAGAGCUCCUCCCGUGAAUCUGGGUCCCCCGAGCGCGUUUCCUUCGGCUCGAGAGCUUCCCGCACUAAAUUCCAUACCUCGAACGGGGAGCACGGGAGGGAGCAUGUCAAUAUCUUCGAUGCUUGGAGGGCCCCCGCCAGCUCGUGAGCCUACUCCUGGCCAUCCGACUUCUUUUCCACCCCCUGCCACCACUUCUUCUGUUUCAGGACCCGCAUAUGCCGCGCCGGUCCACGCGUCACCUAGAAUGCAGGCCGCAAACGAAUAUGUCGCUUAUAAUAGGAGGCCCCAAACACCUGACCAAGGUAGACCGUUUGACACAAGAGAUCAUAGGGGUAACGUAGCCGGGUCGCCGCCGCAGGGCAUGUACGGAACUCCUGAAUUGUCCCGAUACAACACACCACAGGCCUAUCCGCAGCGUGGCCCACCGAUGCCGUCGGCGGAAGAGAGAAGAGAACCGCCGGGCCGGAUUCCUCCUGCUAACGUACCCCCUAGACCGAGUAGUCAGCCCAGAUCUUAUCACGGCAUGCCUCCGCGGCCCGUAGAGAUGGGGAGGGCACCUCCGCCUGGCGACCCCGUAUAUGGGAGGCGAGAAGAGGCGCGACCACCUGGCCCACCCGAAUAUAACCCUGAGCGACCACCUCGGACCAUACCCUAUGAAGAACAGCGUCGCUUCCUUUCAGAACGGGAAAUGAGAGAGCAGAUGAAUCGAGAACAGAUGAGCCGGGAGCAGAUGACUCGGGAACAAAUGAGCCGAGAACAGAUGAACCGGGAACAUAUGAGUCGGGAAGCCGAGUUUAUGGAAAGGGAAAGAAGAGAGAGGAUGCAGUAUGAAGAGCAGCGCCCAUUUAUGGCAGAAAGAGAACGAAUCGAGAGAGAAAGAGAAAACCAGCGCGAGAUGGAAAGGGAGAGGGAAAGGGAAAGGGAAAGGGAAAGGGAGAGGGACAGAGAAAGAGAAAUGGAGAUGCGUGAGAGGGCUAGGAGAGAAAGGACAACGUCGGACCCGAGUCGUCCGCAUGGUCAACAUCCUGUGGAACUUGGUCCUCAGAUGCUUUCGCGACAGCCGCCUUAUGGAAGACCAGAUGCUCGAGAUCCUCGCGAUCCAGCAGCCUGGCAACGACCUGGUUAUGAUCAGCCACCACCGCGAGAUGCGUAUGGCCAGGCUUAUCCGGGCCCGCGACCAGGCGAAUUUCCCUCGACUACGGCCGCGCCAUACGGAACGCAUCCUGCUUAUGCACAACCUCCUCCCCACGAACGUUUCCCACCGACUGGUCCGCCCCCUCAUGUGAUGCCCGUCAGCCAACCAGGCCCUCAACCUGCGCAUCCAUUUGAGUCUCCUGAUAGACACCGGUUUGUUCAGGCGCACCCUCAACAGCAACCGCCGCCGCCGCCGCCUGCUCACCGAGGUCGUCCCGUCGAGGAAGCUCCACCCCCCCCUUCGGUUGCGUAUAACGGUGGUCCUGGCUCAGCCGCGUUUGAGGCCGGCCGGCCACGCGUCAUGGACGAAGGUCCUGCUCCUGCUGGACCUCAGAGAGGUUUCCUCGGUAUCCAAGAGAUUAAUCGUAAAGGACGGGUGUCCCCGCUGCCCCAGGCGGUUCAGGGCGCGCAACCUCAGUUACAGGGCCCCGCCGGCGAGCCUGGGAUCAAGAGUGAAUUCGGCCGAAUGUUCUCCGGCAUAGGAAGCGGUGUUCGCGGAAUCGGUGUCUCUAGCCCAGUGCCACCUGUGAUGCAAGCCCAAUUCUCUAACGCGGGGCCUACGCGGCGUGAUGACGAGCAUCCCGGCCACGAGGUGCUCGUGGAAGCCCCGGCGAAGGCGCCUGCUAGAGGAAAACGAAGGAAGGCCAAGGACGAUGACGGCAAAGGUGAUGACGAUAGUACUGGCAGGGUUACGCCGGUCGGUCGGGCUAAGCGUCCCAAGACCCACGCUCAUCACCACCAUCACCAUCAUCAUCAUCAUCACCAUCAUGGCCCGGAAAGAACCACUUCGCCCCUUCAAGCAGCCAAUGGGCAACUCAAAAACCUCAAAACUAACACACCGAUACCAUCUCCUACCAACAAAGAUUUCUCGAACCUUACUCAUCAUCACCAACCUCCCAGAUCAGCCGCGGCUCCGUCUUCGAAGUCGGCGGCCCCGGGCCCUACCAUUAUACCCAAGCCGAAGCACAAGAUCUCGUCCCAAGCAGUUCUCGACAGCGUCGCGGAUCGACCGCGGAAACACCUUGGUGACGUCGUGUAUCAUGCCGUCCUAAAGCCUAGCAAGUUAGAAUCGUCUCAUUCCAAGUUCGGCUAUUCGUCCAACCCGCGCCCGCUUCCGAUGGACGUGAUCAAAGGGAACGAGAAUUCGACUCUGACGGUGAAGAUUCCCCGCAUUCACCUGAGCCCGUCCGCGCGAGAGGAGAUUACGUCUCGUCGAGCUGUGUGGGGCACUGAUGUCUACACGGACGACUCGGAUGUUGUCGCCGCCUGUAUCCAUGCGGGCUGGAUUCGGGGUGAAUGGGGCGAUGACGUUGACGUUGAUUUGUUAGAUUUGUACAAACCCGCAACCACAAAGAAGCAGCGCGCAAUGCCUGCCGAGCAACCACUCGAGGUUCUCACUUCACCGCCGGCUUCUGGUCCCGCUCAAAUACCCGCAGGUCGCGACUUACACGUGACGCUCUUGGUGCUGCCCGCGCUCGAUAAAUAUAGUAGCUCGACACGCUUCGGAAUCCAGAGCCGCGAAUUCGGUGGGACGUAUAACGGGCGCAAGUCGAUUCACGAUGGCAUUAGCUUCAUGAUAUUGAAUGUGCGAUGGGUGGACGGCGCGGCACCGCAGAGCAGGCUUCGGGGUAAGGCGCGUAGGGAACGAAUCAGAAAAGCGAUGAGUGAGGUAGACCGGAGCCAGGUGGUGGAUAUAGGGGAGAAAGAGCUCUUGAGCAAGAUGGUAGCGGCACGAGAUACUGACUCCGGCAAAGAGAACAGUGGGAGGAGGUCAGCCGAUAACAGCAUCGGGGAGGGCAAUAAAGAGAACCGUCCCGCCGCAGCGGCUUUAGUCGAUGCUACUCCUACACCGAAACAGGAAAAGCCUAGCAUGGACACGAAAAUGGACAUAGAUGAGGAUGUGAAGGACAAAAGCGACUCGGCGGAUAGUCAAAGUACGAAGACGGCAAACACGGCGAAUACCACCGCUAUUCCCGCUGCUGGGAAAGAACCGGAGAAUCAAGGAACGAAUGAAUAUACAGAUGUAUCUACGUAAACACGGGCUCGAUACUCACCGAGUCCCGCCAGGGGAGGGAUACGAUAGCAGAGCUGGAUGUACAGUAGAAGGUUCUGACAAGCGCUGCUUUUCUUUUCUAAUUUCCUCUUUAUACUGUAUCCUUGCGCUAUGGCUUUGAAAGAUACCUGAUACCUACCUAACCUACCUAACCUACCCAACUCGUGUUUGGUCUUUUCGCGAUUCUACAUAUAUAUAGCAUAGCGCGGAGUUUUGAGCAUGGCUAUACGUGAUGUAUAUAUUUCCUUGAUGCUGUACUUUACUCGAAAAGUCGGCAGUUUGGGCAUAUUUACCUAUAUUAUGUGUGAUGGGAAUGGAAAUGGAUGAAUGAUCCCUGACGCGGUAUGCUUAUUAUACUAGGUACAUAUCAAAUACACCAUUAUAGAUCUACAUAGAUACCUACCUUCCUACCUACCUAGGUACCUAGGUAUAUUCUGGAAUCACGACACGCUCAUUUCAACAGACUGACAUGUAGUACCGG